AUGAUGAAUGCUCUUAUAUGGAAUAUUAGGUCAGUCAAUACCAAGGAAGCUUUUACAAGGUUGAUAAAAAUGAAUCAAAGACACCAGUUUGGAUUUAUAGGUUUAAUGGAGCCUUUUCAAGAUUCAAACAAGAUAGAGGAAUAUAAGAGAAGACUGGGUAUGGAACAUGCCAUAGCUAACAUAUCUGGUAAGAUUUGGGUUUUUGUGGAAGAUAUUUUUGAUUAUCAUAUAAUAAUGGAUCAUCAACAACAUUUAACCAUAAAUUUAAAGAUUAGAGGAAGUCAAGAGGAGAUGCUAGUAACAAUAGUUUAUGUAAAGUGUACUCAAAAUGAAAGAUUGGAUUUAUGGGACUCAUUGGAGGAUUUAUCUACCUCAGUUAAUAUUCCAUGGAUGAUUGGGGGUGACUUUAAUGCAAUAACUUUAGAAGAGGAGAAAUAUGGAGGCCUUCCAGUAACCAUCAAUGAAAUUAUGGAUUUCAGGGUCUGCAUUCAAAACUGUGGAAUAUCAGAUUUGGGGUUUAGAGGCAGCAAAUUUACUUGGUGGAAUGGCCAAAAUGGUGAGGAUUGCAUUUUCAAAAGAUUGGAUAGAUGUUUGGGCAAUCAACUGUUACAAAUAAAAUACUCUAGUGUUGAUAUCAAACAUCUGAUCAGGAGUGGUUCAGAUCAUGCUCCUAUGUUAAUCUCUUACACAGGAGACAAUAGAAGCAUCAAAAAACCUUUUAAGUUCUUGAAUUUUUGGGUAAAACAGGAAGGUUUUAUGGAGAUAAUUAGACAAAAUUGGACAACUGAAUUUAUGGCAAAUCCUUUCAUACUUUUUCAUCAUAAACUGAAAAAAGUGAAAGCAGCUUUGGGGAGAAGGAAAAGAAUGCAAAUAAGAAGAAUUCAAGGGGAAGAUGGAAACUGGAUAGAAGAAGAAGGGGGAAUAAUUGCUGAAGCUAUCAAAUUUUACACGGAUCAGUUUACAAAGGAAGAAGAUCCAAAAAAUUAUGAAAUGCUAAAUCAUUUACCCAUAAUGAUCUCUGAAGAAGACAACUUGAGUUUUGAAGCAGAACCUACUAAAGAAGAGGUGAAGAGAGUGGUUUUCCAACUAAAUAGUGAAAGUACAGGAGGACCUGAUGGUUUUACAGGUGUGUUUUAUCAAGCUUGCUGGGAAAUCAUUGGAGAUGAUGUUAUCAAUAUGAUGAAGGCUUUCUUUUGCGGUGCAGAACUGCCCAAUAUAAGAUUGAGAACAAAAGAUGCAAAUAUGAUAUUAAAGCUGGAUAUGGAAAAAGCCUAUGACAGGGUAUCUUGGGUGUUCUUAACUAAGGUACUUAGACAGAUGGGAUUUUCAGAAAAGAUUAUAGACAUGGUCUAUAGGAUUGUUAGUAAUAACUGGUACUCUAUUUUGGUUAAUGGGCAACAACAAGGAUUUUUCCAAUCUACCAGAGGAGUAAAGCAAGGGGACCCUCUUUCCCCUACCUUAUUCAUAAUGGCAGCAGAAGUCCUAACAAGGAGUUUAAAUGCACUUCAUCAAAAUAUUCAGUUUAAAGGUUUUGGUAUGCCUAAGUGGAGUCCAAAAAUAAAUCAUCUUGCAUAUGCAGAUGACAUGAUCAUCUUUACUUCAGCAGAUGUGGUGUCUUUGCAAAAAAUAAUGAGGAUCUUGAGAAAUUAUGAGCAAACUUCUGGUCAGAAGAUUAAUAUGGACAAAAGUGUUGUUUAUAUGCAUAAGAAAGUUUCAGGAGACAUCAGUAUCACAGUUGAGAUUGUAACUGGCAUUAAGAGAAAAAAUUUUCCUUUCAUGUACUUGGGCUGUCCUAUCUAUCAUUGUAGGAGAAAGAAGGAAUUCUUUUAUACUUUGACUCUUAAAAUCAUGAAUAGAUUACAAGGAUGGAAGGGUAAAAUGUUGUCUUUUGGAGGAAGGGCAAUUCUUAUUAAACAUGUACUUCAAAGCAUGCCAAUACACAUGUUAUCAGCGGUUAACCCCCCUAUUGGAAUCAUCAGACAUAUACAUAAGAUGCUUGCCCAGUUUUUUUGGAGCAAUACUAUUGGGGAAAAGAGUAGACACUGGGUGGCUUGGAAGAAGGUGUGUGUUCCUACUACAAAAGGAGGUCUAGGUUUUAGAUCAUUACAUGAUGUGGCAUUAGCACUCUUUUGCAAACUCUGGUGGAACUUCAGGACAAAACCUACCUUGUGGAGUGAAUAUAUGACCAACAAGUAUUGUAGAAGAGAAAAUGCUAUAGUGGUGCAAUGGAAACAAGGGUCACAAACUUGGAAAAGAAUGCUAGAAGCCAGGGACUUAAUAGAACAUCAAAUUUGGUGGCAAGUUAGGAAAGGGGACUCACUUUUCUGGUUUGAUAAUUGGACUGGAUUGGAAGCUUUAUACUAUGUAAAUCCAGGAAAUACUUAUGAUGCAAGAAUUCACAAUGUCAAAGAAAUGGUAGUACAGGGGAGGUGGAAUAAGAAAAAAUUGAUGGAAGUACUUUCUAAAGACAUUGUUGACCAUAUAACAUAG
Molecule: messenger RNA, 2490 nt
Organism: Solanum dulcamara
Lineage: Eukaryota; Viridiplantae; Streptophyta; Magnoliopsida; Solanales; Solanaceae
Exons: 3
Coding region: 1-2490 (829 amino acids)
Source: RefSeq, a predicted model, not a curated record